Molecule: messenger RNA, 633 nt
Organism: Leptomonas pyrrhocoris
Lineage: Eukaryota; Euglenozoa; Kinetoplastea; Trypanosomatida; Trypanosomatidae
Product: TATE DNA transposon
Exons: 1
Coding region: 1-633 (210 amino acids)
Source: RefSeq, a predicted model, not a curated record
AUGAGAGACCUCGGCGCGAAGCUGAUCGAAAACGCAUGGUGGGAGAUCGCGCCGGCGGUGCACGUUGGCUACGAAGAUGAGCGGUACGAUUGUAUCAGUUUCACCGAUGCCUCUGCCGAGGGCUGGGGUGCAAUCUCUCGUUGGAAGGAUGGCACCGCGUUCAAGUACCAGCAGCGGUGGAUGCGUGAGCUCGGUGCGCCGGCGGCGGAGGACGAGGAUGAACCUUUGGCACGCAUCGACCCCUUUUUCUUCACUUCCAAACAUUCAGCGCACGCCGAACCGGCAGCGAUUCUCCGUCUGCUAAAGCUUAUGUACCGACGAAACCCGCGCCCGGGCCAAAUGUGGGCGGUGGUGACAGACCACAUUGCGAUCGUGAGAGCCCAGCGGAGACAAAACGGGUACGGUGGAAUGGGUCGGGGAUACGCUUUGAACACCCUGUUCCAGUACACUAAUGCUCUGUUCCAUGAGAAGGAAAUCGUAGUGGUUUUCUUUUACAUGGCAGGCGAGACCAACCCGGCUGACGACUUGUCUCGCCACUUUGGGGAAACUUACUCGGCGCAGACGAUCCAGUCUCCCGCAGACGACUUCGGAGUACCUAAGCUGCAGAAUGGCUACUCCCCACUCUGUGAAUAG